Aphanomyces invadans is the source of this 2642-nucleotide messenger RNA. Its product is annotated as AGC protein kinase. Gene Ontology annotation, biological process: protein phosphorylation. The transcript has 8 exons. Gene Ontology annotation, molecular function: phosphatidylinositol binding; ATP binding; protein serine/threonine kinase activity. NCBI's taxonomy places the organism in Eukaryota, Oomycota, Saprolegniomycetes, Saprolegniales, Verrucalvaceae. The coding region runs from base 77 to 2542 and encodes 821 amino acids. The record is from RefSeq and is a predicted model, not a curated record.
GUCCGCGCCUGUUCUCCGUUACUUGCCGGGCCAAGGCUCCCACUACUGUAGACACCGCCGAAGGUGGCGCAGACACAUGACGAUGCAUAGUCAUUCCAAGCGCAAAGCGUCGACGAGUGUUCCGGCCCAGAGCGACCCGCCCGUCGGGAAGCAUGCGACGACCAACAUGUUUACUUCGCACAUUCUGUACUCGAAACCAAUAGUCCUCGACGACUUUUAUCGAAACGACGUCGUGCCACCACUCCACGACCCGAACGGCAUCCUAGGUGACAUGACCCGGCACAUGUCGAGCUUGAGCCUGGCGUCGGUGGAUUCCCCUGCCGAGGACUACUACCGCGCCUCCUUCACAAGCGAACGAAGCCUGUAUGCUCCCGACAGCACCCGAUCCGCGCUCAUCAGCGAGCGUAGCAGCACGGCUGCGCUCAACAGCGACCGCAGCAGCAUGCCCCUCACCGACUCCAUAACCGACAACGAAGUCAGUGUCGUGGCGGCAACGCCGCGGUUGUCGACACCGACGAUAGUGCCCAAAGACGAGCGGCCCGCCCAACCCGACGAAGAGCGAGACUUCUACGAAAAACAGUGGAUGCUCAACUUUCAGCACUCGACCGUCCAGACGCAAGCGGUCCCCGACACAGUGUAUAUACCUCCAGGCGAGCAAGGCCAGCUCGUUCGAAUCUCCGGUCACUCGCUCGCGAGCGGCGCCAAAGAUCCCAAACAGUCGUCGUUAUCAUCGCGGCCGUAUGUUGUGUUUCGACUCGAGGUCGAGUGUUUGGCUAACAACAAGCGGUGGACAGUCUAUCGGCGGUACCACGACUUCAAGCAACUGGCGGGUCAAUUGAAAAGCCAGGGCCACCGGACCCCAUCCCUGCCGUCGCGACAACUUAGCAUUCGCCGCUCCUUCGACAUGGCGUUCUUGCGAAAACGACAGGGGGACCUCGAAGCGUGGCUCAAACUCGUGCUGGCGAUUCCAGCUGGAACGUCGCAGUGCAGUCCCGCGAUGACGCCCACCGUCCGAAUGUUCCUGACCAAAGAGGCCAACCAGCCCCCUGCUCUCGAAACAGGCACACGAGGAUUUUCGUACAACGACCCCGACACCAAGUCAUCCCUGUUCGCCGCGCUUCAAAUGACGCCGCCCCAGUCGUCGCACAGCCGGUCGCUGACGCGGUCGGGUAGCGCAGCCAGCUCCACAACCACCUCGAUGGCAUCGCGCCACUCGACGCUCUUUCUCCACCAGACGGAACCGACCAAGCAAAAGAGGAUGGCAGGCCGCAGCGUCGACCACGGGUUGGAUUUUUUAUCCAAGUCAUCGUCGUAUGCCGAUAUGGGACCGGGUGGGUCCCUUUCGACCGGGACGCUGCGGAAAGGCAUACCGACGCGGGAAAUUGAGCCGUGUUAUGGAAGCAGCGGCAUCCCGGCGGCGCCGGUUCAUAAACCGUCGACGAAAGACUUUGAACCGCUGCGGUUCAUCGGCCAAGGCAGCUUUGGCCGGGUCCUGCUCGUCCGCAAAAAGGUCCAGAACGAGCUGUUUGCGAUGAAGAUCCUGUCCAAGCAGUCGGUCGUGCAAAAAGAUCAAGUGGAGCACACACGCACCGAACGGAACGUGCUGGGCUCUAUUGACCAUCCUUUCAUCGUGCGGCUGCACUACGCGUUCCAGUCCGACACGCAGCUCUACUUCGUCCUCGACUACUGUCCUGGCGGCGACUUGUUUUUUCACCUCAGUCGGUUCGGCUGUUUUCCCGAGCCCGUGGCCAAGUUUUACGCGGCCGAGAUAUCCCUCGCCCUUGUCCACUUGCACGAACAUGGCAUUGUGUACCGCGAUUUGAAGCCCGAAAACAUCAUGCUCGAUGUGGAUGGCCACGUCAAACUGGCCGACUUUGGCCUGGCGAAACAAGGGAUUUCAAACCGCCUCGACGGCACCAACACGAUGUGCGGGACCCCCGAGUACCUGCCACCCGAGAUCCUCAACAAAAAAGGCCACGGAAAUGCCGUCGACUGGUGGAACCUUGGCAUGGUGCUGUACGAACUCCUCACGGGGCGGCCGCCGUGGUACACAACCGAGCGCGAAGAGUUGUAUCGUCGCCUGCGGUCGUCCCCGUUAGAGUUCCCCCCCGGCAUGUCCGUCGAAGCCAUGGACUUGAUCGCGGGGCUGCUUGAGCGGGAUCCAGCCCAGCGCCUCCGGGCCACCCAGGUGCUGUCGCAUCCGUUUUUUGCUGGGGUCGAGUGGGAAGCGCUGUUGAAUCGGGACGUCGAGCCGCCGUUCCGGCCGUGUCAGUUUAGCGACCCGUUGGACGCGGUCAACUUUGAAGACGACUUUACCAAAAUGCCGGUGCACUUGGCGAUGGAAGACGAGUGCGCCACGCCGAGCGACGACACGACAAACCCGUCGUCCGAACCGAAGGACAGCGGAGUUUACGGCGGCAGCACCAAAUUUGCCGGACGUGGCAACACGUUUCGAAACAUGUCGUACACGUUUCAGGGGUUUACGUUUGACGGGGAUUUAGGACUCGAAGGCGACCUCAUGCGAACCCCACCGUCGUUGUAAUAAUUAAGAGUCACGCGUUCUCCCGUCAGUCCGCCGCGUCAUCCUCUCCAUGGACCAGGCGCAAGCAAAAUCUGGAUGGCUAUGAUGAUGCCUCAGCAUC